UGAUACGUCCUGCUCCGGUUCCCUGACAGCUGCUGUGCGUAACGGAAGACAUUUUGAGCUUGGUGCGGUCGGUCCGGUUCGUUAGUGGAGCCCGAGUUCGGGACUUACGCGCUUGAGAUUCAGUGUAAAAGAAAACGGGUUUAACGGGAAACCGGUACAGUUGAACCGGCGGAUGUGUAAUCAGCCACAAAAGAUAGUAAAGUCCUAGAUGCUAGUUAGUUAGCGUCACCUAGCUGGCCUCCUCCUCUUUCUCCUCCUCCUUCUCGACAGCCUUUCCCUUCUGUCAGACACAAUGGCUUUAAAACGAAUUUCUAAGGAGCUGACCGACCUGUCCAGAGAUCCUCCGGCCCAGUGCUCUGCCGGGCCCGUCGGUGAAGACAUGUUUCACUGGCAGGCUACCAUUAUGGGUCCACCCGACAGUCCAUACCAGGGCGGUGUGUUUUUCCUCACUAUUCACUUUCCAACAGAUUAUCCCUUCAAACCACCCAAGGUCGCCUUCACAACCAGAAUUUAUCACCCAAAUAUUAACAGUAACGGCAGCAUCUGCCUGGAUAUUUUGAGAUCUCAGUGGUCUCCGGCAUUAACGAUCUCUAAAGUCCUUUUGUCCAUUUGUUCUCUGUUAUGUGAUCCAAACCCAGACGACCCGUUAGUACCAGAGAUUGCACGCAUCUACAAAACAGACCCGGUCAGGUACAACAAGACAGCUCAGGACUGGACUCAGAAGUAUGCCAUGUGAUCCACCUCCCAGGAGUUACCCGUUUGAGUUUAGCCCCACCCAUUUGACACACCUUUUGUUUGUCUCAUUUUAAAUGCUUUCAAACCGCACUGGUCUGCUGGAAGUGGAACCGAUAAAAGUGCUGCGGACUCACCUGGCAGGUGACUCGGCCGUUCCGGUAGGCGGGACUUGCUCAGCGGUGCAUGUCUGAUUGGCUCAUGUGAACUUCUUCUGUCCACCUUUUAAGAAAGAAACAUUUCUUCAGUUUGUUCCCGUUUGAGAUUUUAGACGAGAGCCAUUAGUUGGUCCAUCAUCUGACCUGGUUCUCCUGGUUCUCCACUUAGAACAAAAAUAACUCUUCGCAGCUGAUCGGCCCACUACAAUUCUGUCACUGGUUCUGUCACCGGUUCUCAAUAAAGUUGAACAAAUUGCA
Nothobranchius furzeri (turquoise killifish) is the source of this 1148-nucleotide messenger RNA. RefSeq names its product ubiquitin-conjugating enzyme E2 2. Lineage: Eukaryota; Metazoa; Chordata; Actinopteri; Cyprinodontiformes; Nothobranchiidae. The record is from RefSeq and is a predicted model, not a curated record. Gene Ontology annotation, molecular function: ubiquitin conjugating enzyme activity. Gene Ontology annotation, cellular component: nucleus. Gene Ontology annotation, biological process: protein polyubiquitination.